GCCGGUACCCCCGCCAAAUCCGGCUGCUGGAAACCCAAGCUUCGAUGGGAAACCGGCUAUGCCUCCACCGCCGGGAACGGACAUGACCGGAAUCUGCUUCAAGUACCAGCUGUGGCUGCAAUCGUACCCUCUCGAUCGCAACCUCGUCUUCGAUUACUUCGCUCUCUCUCCCUUCUACGACUGGACAUGCAACAACGAGCAGCUCCGGAUGCGAUCCAUCCAUCCCUCAACGAUAGACUGAGGAGGACAGCGGGAGUUCAAAGGAGGGAUUUUGCGGAAACGGAUUGGCUGGUGUACCUCCAGCUAUAUAGCUGCUGUAUUUACGUCAGCAAGUUCUGUGGGUAUGAUCAUGAGGAUAGUUUUCAACAGAAAGAAUACCAGAGAUGGAGGGUCAUGAUGCAAGCAAGUACACCAUGGGGGUUGCUGGGGCCCCUCCAUUGGUUGGAGAAUCUGCAGACAUGAAGCUGGACCAGAAGAUGAUGUCUGAGGCGUUGGUGAUUGUUAUCGUGAUCGCUGCCAUUGGGAUUGUCACAGGUCUCCCCGUCGGCCUCCCUCACCAUGAAUUCUUCUCCAUUGCCUAUGCUGUGGCGAAUUUCGCCACUUUCACAUUGGGGAUGGGACUUCUUGUGCUCUUCAUCGUAUUUCCGCAGGUGCCUGUAUCAGUCCUCAUGGCAAAGAAGCUGGAUUGUGUAGCUGCUGGACUGGGUCGUCUUUCACUCAGCCUUAAGAGCAAGUUCAUCACAGUGAGGGUUGCAGGGGCCCCUCCAUUGGUUGGAGAAUCAGCAGACAUGAAGCUGGCCCAGAAGAUGAUGUCUGAGAUGUUGGUAAUUGUUAUUGUGGUUGCUGCGGUUGGGAUUGUCACAGGUCUCCCUGUUGGCCUCCCUUACCAUGAAUUCCUCUCCAUUGCUUAUGCUGCGGCGAAUUUCGCCAUUUUCACAUUGGGGAUGGGACUUCUUGUGCUCUUCAUCCUAUUUCCUCAGGUGCCUUUAUCAGUCUUUGUAGCAAAGAAGUUAGUUGGUGUGGCUGCUGGACUGGAUCACCUUUCACUCAGCCUUAAGAGCAAGUUCAUCACCAUGAGGGCUGCUGGGGCCCCUGCAUUGGUUGGAGAGGCCCAGAAGGGGAUGUUCAUGGUGCCGUUCCUUGUUAUUAUGGCUGCUGCCAUUGGGAUUGUUUCAGAUCUCCCUGUUGGCCUCCCUCACCAUGAAAUCCUCUCCAUUGCUUAUGCUGUAGCCAAUUUCAUCACUUUCACAUUGGGGAUGGCCUUUCUUUUCCACUACAUUCUAUUUCCACAGGUGCCCCUAUCAUUCAUUGUGGCUGCUAGGGCCCUUCCAUGGGAUGGAGAAUUAGCAGAUGUGAAGCCGGUCCAGAAGAGGAUGUUCAAGGUCUCUUUCCUUGCUAUUACCAUUGCUUCCAUUGUGAUUGUUGCAGAUCUCCCUGUCAACCUCCCUCACCACGAACUCCUCUCGAUUGUCUACACUUUAGCCAUUUUUGCCACUUUCGCAUUCGGCGUGGCACUUCUUAUGCUCUCCAUCCUAUUUCCGCCAUUGCCCAUAUCGGUUGUUGCGGCAAAGAAGCUGAUUUGGGUUGCUCUUGGACUGGUUUACCUUUCGCUUGGCCUUGGAAUGGCUAUCCAUGCCAUUUCACUCGGCCUCCCUUGUUAGUUUAUCUAUGUUGCCCCUUAUUAGCUUAUACAUAUGUUGUCCUUCUAACAACCAUAAAAGAUUCAUACACGUGAGCUUGUAUUAUUUCUACAUUUGUACAUUUCUCAGUACUUUAAAUUGAUGGAAAAUGAGGAGAAAAGAAUCAUCCCAAAAUGAUUCUAAAUUCUCUGAUUUCCAUCCUGUUGCUGCUCUUGAUCAUAGUUCCUUUAUCAUGGUUGAUUGUUCUUUGUGUA
Messenger RNA from Magnolia sinica, 1894 nucleotides. RefSeq lists its product as uncharacterized. Lineage: Eukaryota; Viridiplantae; Streptophyta; Magnoliopsida; Magnoliales; Magnoliaceae. The record is from RefSeq and is a predicted model, not a curated record. The transcript has 2 exons. The coding region runs from base 384 to 1661 and encodes 425 amino acids.